AUGAAACUGUCAGACGUGGAGGCGGUCCGGCUAUUCGAUGAUCUCUUUCACAGUGAACUCGAACAUUUGCAGAAAGCAUCAGUCACAGUGGAAUCUACGACGAAACCUCCAGCAGGGAAUUUGGGAAACAACAAGAAUCAGACACCAUCACAUGUGCUCUAUGAUGAGGACUAUCCAGAAGUGAAUCGCACUCUGGUCAGCUUAUUAGCGAUUAAAUGGGUCUUACAUGGGGAUUAUGCCUCGUUCACAGACACUCAAAAAGCCAACAAGCUCUCCAAAAAAUCAUUUGACGAUCUGCGAAAAUUUUACAACCGUUUAGUGAAAACAGAUGAGGACUUACAUGCGCUGUUAGUUGCCAUGGCGAUCGAUGACAUAGGCAAGGAUCCAAAUCUUUCUCAGGAACUGGAAAAACAUCUUGGCGGCGUUCCAGUGAAAGCCAAAGAUCAUUCGGACUUGGUCUACCAGGCAGCAAAAUCUGAAGAAGCAGCAAAAGCAAAGCUCAUUCCAUCGCUGGAGAUGGUCCCGCCCAGCUCCCGUGCUGACAUCCUCGGCUGUCUCCACAUAGGCUCACAACUGAACAUAUCCCAAGCCGUGCAAGGAGAAUGUCCACCUGCUAGCCUGCGGAUUCUCUCCACCGAGCUCGGCAAAGGAAACGCAAUCAAUCUGCGGGCCAUGCUCACAUUCCUUGACGUGGCAGGGGCUGCAGGGCAUGUAGACAGUCGCAGCUGCAUUGUUAUGACCGAGCCUGUUUUCCAGGCUUAUAUGUCUGCCCUUAAAGCCUUUGAGGAAUUUUCAAAUGGUAGCAUAGUGUCGCCUCGUGCCUGCUAUGACCAUAUUAUAGAGACUCGAGCUGAAGGUCUUCGGAAAUUAGGCUUUGAGUUCCCGGUCUCUGCAAACGAAGCACGGGCGCUCUCUCGGUUGCUUUGCAUGGGCCGCGUGACUACCAUCGAGCAAGCAAAUCAGUUCAAACAGGCGCUUGAUAAGCUCGCACCGGAAGCUAAGAAAAAUCUUAUAAAUGGAUUAAAUGUGGAUGGCAUAGAUGAUGGGGUUGCAAUACUUCCUUACUAUGCCCCUGGUCUUCUUGCCGAUGCCACCAAAGACACUGAUAAAUCAGAUGAUGUGGUGAUUCCAAUACUAUCUGCCUUUUUCCGCUUCUUAGGAAGGGUUUUUAACGGGUCUGAGCCGACACCUGGAGCUAAGGGUGAUAUCAUUGAACGGGAUUUGAGCUUUGUGCAGGAGAAAAUCAAGAGUGAGGAUUUCCGAUCUCAACCUGAGAUUUUGGAUGGAGUCGGUUUUCCUUGGUAA
Penicillium salamii is the source of this 1305-nucleotide messenger RNA. The record is from the annotation of a GenBank genome assembly. NCBI's taxonomy places the organism in Eukaryota, Fungi, Ascomycota, Eurotiomycetes, Eurotiales, Aspergillaceae.